Molecule: messenger RNA, 1470 nt
Organism: Dioscorea cayenensis subsp. rotundata (Guinea yam)
Lineage: Eukaryota; Viridiplantae; Streptophyta; Magnoliopsida; Dioscoreales; Dioscoreaceae
Product: UDP-rhamnose/UDP-galactose transporter 2-like
Exons: 5
Coding region: 255-1289 (344 amino acids)
Cellular component (GO): Golgi apparatus
Molecular function (GO): UDP-galactose transmembrane transporter activity; antiporter activity
Source: RefSeq, a predicted model, not a curated record
UUUGAUUUUUCAUCGCUUUGUGGGUCUCUGGGAACCUUCACACGUUUGUUUACUAGAAAUCAAUGCGUUCCUUCCGACAAAGAGCAGCUCUCGCGUUUGACGCCAGCUUCAAUCCUUUGAAAAGAUCCAAGCUUUCGCUCUUUUAUUAAUCUUAGGGCAAGAGCCCUUGUUUCAUUGCCCCUUUCUCUUCGUCUUAGAUCCCCAGAUCCCGCGUUUCUUGGGCUUUCUCGGAGGGGAAUUUGGGCGAAUUGAGGAUGGAAUCGGAGAAGAAGCCGCUGGUUUCUAAUGGCGGGGCGUGGGCGAUGAAUGUUGUUAGCUCUGUUGGGAUUAUUAUGGUGAAUAAGCAACUCAUGUCUUCCAGUGGCUACGCGUUCACCUUCGCAACUACAUUAACUGGAUUCCAUUUCAUGGUGACCGCACUUGUUGGUUAUAUUUCAAAUGCCGCAGGCUACUCUGCAUCCAAGAAGGUCCCCAUUUGGGAACUCUUCUGGUUUUCAAUUGUUGCUAAUAUGUCAAUUACUGGCAUGAAUCUAAGCCUCAUGUUGAAUUCUGUUGGAUUUUAUCAGAUAUCGAAAUUGAGCAUGAUACCAGUGGUUUGUGUGAUGGAGUGGGUACUUCAUAACAAGCAUUAUUCAACGAGAGUGAUAAUGUCAGUGGUGGUUGUGGCAUUUGGUGUUGGUGUCUGUACAGUGACUGAUGUGGAGAUCAACGGAAAGGGUUUUAUCUGUGCAUGUGUCGCCGUUUUUUGUACAUCUCUGCAGCAGAUUACAAUAGGCUCUUUCCAGAAGAAGUACAACAUUGGUUCCUUCGAGCUUCUGAGCAAAACUGCACCAAUUCAGGCAGCAUCUCUUCUAAUAUUUGGACCAUUUGUGGAUUACUACCUCAACAAGAGCUCUCUAUUGAACUACCACUUUACUGGUGGAGCUUCUCUUUUUAUACUACUCUCAUGCUCUCUAGCAGUCUUCUGCAACCUGAGCCAAUAUCUGUGUAUCGGCCGCUUCUCUGCAACUUCCUUCCAAGUUUUGGGCCACAUGAAAACCGUGUGUGUAUUAAUUUUGGGCUGGAUUUUGUUCGAUUCGGCUCUCACAGGGAAAAACAUUCUUGGCAUGUUGCUUGCUGUGGUUGGCAUGAUAAUUUACAGUUGGGCUGUGGAAUCAGAGAAACAAACCAAGAUGUCUUCGCACGUUAGUGGUGAAAGUUUAGCACAAGAAGAGGAUGUAAAGCUUCUGAAAGAGAGAGUGAAUAGGAUAACCGAAUCCGACCUUGAGCUUGGACAAGCAAAGAGUUGAUUCUUUCUUCAAAUUUUGACAUUUUGUUAAAAUUUCUACUCGAUUAUUUUAUAGUACUCUGUCGCUUGAUUGUUCAAUUCUUUCGCCGCUAUUGUGGCAAUUAGAACUACCAAUUCACUGUAUCAAGUUGUAGCCAUUCUUUUACAAGUAAACUAUCAUGUCCAUUUGUUCCUUUUUUUCC